AUGCAGUGUCCGGAAUCCCUCCGAACAGCUUGUAACCAUCCUGACUCUCUAUUCGCCCUCACAGACGAAGAGCUUGUGCGUCUGGUACAUAGAGAAUUCUCCGACGACCUCGAUCGUCUUAAAAGAGCCUACUCCAUUCGAGAUGGGGAGGUAGGUGGGGACCAGCUUCCGUCACCUUCAUACAUUCUAUACCAAGACAAUUACGACGAGGUCAACCGGACACUCGUAGGUUUUUUGGCUCUGCGGUGGAUCCAUACUGGACAAUAUGAGAGGUUCAUCGGAUCACAGCCUCUCGAUCACCGCUUAAGCCGGGAAUCAUUCGAGUGGAUUCAUCGCUUCUACGCAGAGACCAUCACUGAUACGAACACUCUCUACGCCUUGAUCACUUCGAUUAUAACGAAUGAUCUGGGGAAAGACCCAAAGCUGACAUCUGACUACUACAACCUGACUGGGAUCGAUAUCUCCCAUCUCAAUCACGAUGCUAUUCUCCUCAAGGCCUGUGAAGCUGGUAUGAUCACGUCACUAAACCAACUUCCAUUAUUGGAAAAAGAAUCUCUAUUACUUGGAAUAAGGCUCGGUGCUUAUCUCAAUUUUGGUCAACUUGGUCAGGCUGAGAAUGCCCCCGUUUGUCUCUCGGUUCUAUCUCGCCACGACGCAGAUCUACGCCAUCACAGCUUUCAGCUUCGUUUCAUGGAGCAACUGCUUGAUAUAGCCGGUGCUGCGGGUCAUAUGAACUGGAGUUGUGCAAAAAAGCUCAAUCAGCCAAUUUUCCAAUCGUACCUGAGUGUAUUCUAUGCAUGCAAGGGUGUUCUCAGCGGCGCUCUGACUGUUCGCGAAGGAUAUGACUUGGUCCUUUCUCGUCGGGCAGAAUUUAUCCACCAGAAGGGCUUUCGACUGCUCCGAGUGAAAGAAGAUCGGUACGAACGGGGCUUGAUGCGACUACUGUGCAUGGGUAAUGCCACAACAAAAGACGCGGCUAAUACAUUCGAGGCUGCGUUGGGAUCUCUCGAGCAGUCAAUUAGAGAUGCUCUUUUGCGUGCCCUCGAUGUUGACGGCUCAGUGGGCGAACCCGCAGUUCAGCCAACGUAUAUGCCUGCUUUUUUCGGUUAUAUGAAAGACAAGCGGGCGCUGAUCUGCGCGCUCGAAUAUCUUUGUCGUGUUAUGAGCACAAAACCCGUGGUUGAUCGCUCAGCUGUGCUUGUUGAGCGGAGCGUGCUGGGAGUACUCAAGCAACAUGUUGACAGUAUGGAGUUUACGGAGGAUCCUACAACUUUGGAGGGAAUUAGUGUGCCUGACGAUGCUGUUGCUAUGACUGAGACGACUUCGCAAACUUUAUCUAUAUAG
Molecule: messenger RNA, 1344 nt
Organism: Penicillium taxi
Lineage: Eukaryota; Fungi; Ascomycota; Eurotiomycetes; Eurotiales; Aspergillaceae
Exons: 1
Coding region: 1-1344 (447 amino acids)
Source: RefSeq, a predicted model, not a curated record